AUGCAGACCAUCAUCGUCCAACAUAGCGCCUAUCUGCGAACUCCACCAGCUGCCACACGGCUCAUCGACAAAGUUGCCGACUCACCAGGUGUGCAUGACAUGCCGCCAGCCAUCUUCAUGGACCAUACGCCUUCGUUCGAACAGGCACUGCCGGGUGCUUGGCUGCCAGCCACCGCGCCAGAUGAGCCGCUAGUAGGAGGCGUGGCCGGAGUUCCAGACGUGCUUGAAGAAGCAGCAGGUGCCGGAGCUGGGUUGCUGGGACUGGAGCCGCCUGCGGGAGGAGCGCUGUCGGUCGGUGGGGAGCUGUUGGUAGGAGGAGUGCUGCCAGUCGCGGGGCUUGAGCUGCCACCAGGAACGGAGUUGACGCCAGAGGGCAAAGGGGCUGAGCCCGAGGCGAAUGAGCCAGGAACGCCAGUUUGA
Cyphellophora attinorum is the source of this 420-nucleotide messenger RNA. RefSeq lists its product as uncharacterized. NCBI's taxonomy places the organism in Eukaryota, Fungi, Ascomycota, Eurotiomycetes, Chaetothyriales, Cyphellophoraceae. The transcript is spliced from 2 exons. The record is from RefSeq and is a predicted model, not a curated record. The coding region runs from base 1 to 420 and encodes 139 amino acids.